Messenger RNA from Impatiens glandulifera, 2766 nucleotides. Its product is annotated as mechanosensitive ion channel protein 6-like. The record is from RefSeq and is a predicted model, not a curated record. Gene Ontology annotation, biological process: transmembrane transport; monoatomic anion transport. Gene Ontology annotation, molecular function: mechanosensitive monoatomic ion channel activity. Gene Ontology annotation, cellular component: plasma membrane. Lineage: Eukaryota; Viridiplantae; Streptophyta; Magnoliopsida; Ericales; Balsaminaceae. The transcript has 5 exons. The coding region runs from base 271 to 2631 and encodes 786 amino acids.
UGCUGCACUAUUAAUGGCGGUAUUCGUUAAAGAAUCGGUUUCUUCACGCGUCUCCCCCUAUUAUUCUAAUCUCAUUUCUCGAAUGCCGUAAAGUUUUUCAACUUUUUCUCUUCCUGAAUCUUCAAGAAACACCUUCUUCUUUCUCCAUUUUCCCACUUUCAUUCCUUUCAUGGUUUGAUCUUGUAUGCACAAACUUAGAAAAAAUCACUAAAACUAAGCUCCGAUCAACUUCACUAUCACUCACCUGAAGAAAUUUGAAGACUUUAUCAAAUGGGUCAGACUGAUCGGAAGGAGGACUCCAUUAAUGGCCAAGAUGAAGUGAACAGACAUAGGAACAGAGCAUGGACAGAUUCAAGCUUCGACUUUUCUAAUGAUGCAGCAAGGGUGUUGAAAGAGUUCGAAAUGGGUAUUUCCUCAGCUUCUCCGCCGUCGAGCAGUGGUGGGUUGUCUAAAAUCGCGGAGAGUCCAUCCUACGGUCAGCUUACUCCGAGGGAAGUUAGGGUUUCGUUUAAUGAGACGAUGGUAGAUGAGACAAUACGUCGCCGGUCUAAUGCGAGUGGACAAGUGAAUGAAGAUGUGGUUAUCUGCAGUGGGAACUCGUCGUUUCAACGGAAGUCGGGUAUUUUGAAGACGAAAAACAAGUCGAGAUUGCUUGAUCCGCCGUCAGAACAGGAUAUGAGAUCGCAGAAAACGAUGAAAUCGGGAAUGUUGAGUAGAGGAAGUGAGAUUGAUGAAGAUGAUCCAUUCUUGGAUGAUGAUUUACCAGAUGAGUAUAAGAGGAUGAGAUUCAGUGUGCUGACUGUUCUUGAGUUGGUGAGUUUAAUCUUAAUCAUAGCAGCUUUAACUUGCACUUUAGCUAUUAAAACAAUUAGAAAAAGAAGACUGUUUGAACUUCCUCUAUGGAAAUGGGAGGCUAUGGUUUUGGUUUUGAUAAGUGGUAGACUGGUUUCUGGAUGGGGAAUUCGAUUAGCUGUCUUCUUCAUUGAGCGAAACUUUAUAUGGAGAAAACGAGUUUUGUAUUUCGUUUACGGAAUUAGAAAUGCUGUUCAGAACUGUAUCUGGUUAGGGUUAGUUUUGAUUGCUUGGCAAUGCAUUUUCGACAAAAGACUUGAGAGAAUGACAGAUGGGAAAUCUCUCCAUCAUGUUACCAGAAUUUUGAUCUGUCUUUUGGUGGGCACUUUAAUCUGGCUUCUAAAAGCUCUCCUUGUUAAGGUUCUAGCUUCAACUUUCCACGUCAACACCUUCUUCGAUCGUAUUCAGGAGUCUUUGUUCAACCAAUAUGUAAUCGAGACCCUUUCCGGGCAUCCAUUGAUAGAAAUAGAGCAAGAACAUGAAGAGGAAGAGAAGAUCUUGUCCGAGGUUCAGAAACUUCAGGAUGCUGGUGCUAGUAUUCCUGCUGAGUUAAAGGCAAAUAUUUUUAGGAAAAGUGGGAGAGUGAUUGGGAGUGGAAGGCAUCAAAAGAGUCCUAGGUUUUCAAAUGACAUGUCGAAGAAGAAUGAAGAUGGUAUUACAAUAGACCAUCUUCAUAGGCUGAAUCAGAAGAAUGUAUCGGCUUGGAAUAUGAAGAGGCUGAUGAAUAUUGUUCGGAAUGGUGUUGUGUCUACUCUUGAUGAACAAAUACAAGAUUCGUCGGGUCUGGAUGAAUCUGCAGUGCAGAUAACGAGUGAAUGUCAAGCGAAAGCUGCUGCAAGGAAAAUCUUUUACAAUGUCGCUAAACCUAGUUCCAAACACAUUUAUUUGGAGGAUCUUAUGCGUUUCUUGGGGAAAGAAGAGGCCAUGAAGACCUUGCGGCUCAUCGAAGGAUCGAAUGAAAACAAGGGAAUUGGCAAACGAGCUCUUAAGAAUUGGGUGGUUAAUGUGUUCAGAGAGCGUAGGGCACUUGCAUUGUCCCUUAACGAUACAAAAACAGCUGUUAACAAACUCCAUCAGAUGCUCAACAUAGUAGUAGGACUCAUUGUCCUGGUUAUAUGGCUUCUCAUUCUCAGACUUGCUACGACACGUUUCUUCAUCUUUUUAAGUUCCCAGUUACUUUUAGUUGCCUUUAUGUUUGGAAACACCUGCAAAAUGACUUUCGAAGCCAUUAUAUUCUUGUUCGUUAUGCACCCAUUUGAUGUCGGUGAUCGUUGUGAGGUUGAUGAUGUACAGAUGGUAGUCGAAGAAAUGAAUAUAUUAACUACGGUUUUCUUGAGGUAUGAUAACCAAAAGAUCAUAUACCCGAAUAGUGUUUUGGCGACAAAACCUAUCAGCAACUUUUAUCGUAGUCCUGACAUGGGGGACGCAAUUGAUUUCUGCAUCCAUGUCUCAACUCCUUUCGAGAAGAUAACGCAAAUGAAAGAGAAAAUCACGAGGUACAUUGAUAACAAGAGCGAGCAUUGGUACCCGGCUCCUAUGAUAGUAUUGAGGGAUGUCGAAGACAUGAACAAGUUGAAAGUAUCGGUUUGGCUUUCACAUCGAAUGAACUUUCAAGAUAUGGGCGAGAGAUGGGCUAGAAGAGCGCUUUUAGUGGAGGAGAUGAUCAAAGUGUUUCGUGAGCUUGAUAUUGACUAUCGCAUGAUCCCGUUCGACGUUAAUGUUCGAAAUUUGCCAUCGUCCAAUAGACUUCCAUCGAAUUGGAUGACCUUUUCCUCUUAAAUUUGUCUUCUCAUAAAUUCUAUGUAUAUUAGAAGCACACAUUUAGGUAAAAUGAUUCUCAAAUCCAAAUUAGUAGUAGUAAUGUAUUUAUUUAGAUUAUAUUAUACUAAACCUUUUUGGAUGCUUAACAUUCCC